AUGGAGUCCCAGCUUCCCGAAAAGGAGGACGACGUGAUGCUGGAACAGGUGCCGCUGAUGCAGGACGAGGAGAGUCACAGCGCCAGAUCACCAUCUCGGCGCAAUGCUUCGAUUCUCAAGGCCGCCUUCGCUGGCGUAGGGCUUUUGCUCGUCUUUACGGCUCUGAAUUUCCACAGUCACUCUUUUUUUCGAUCAGUAAGCCUUCCGAGCUGGCUUCGAAAGGCACAUGGUUCGGCUGGCUCCGAUACUUGUCUGACUCCGGCGUGCGUACAUGCUUCGUCCGAAAUAUUGUACAACUUGUCGCCAGACUACAAGACCAUCGACGCAUGUACCGACUUUGAAGAAAUGGUCUGUGGCGGAUGGAGGGACCGUCAUGACUUGAGACCAGAUCAAGGUGACGCCUUUACUGGCACCAUCAUGUCUGAGACUUCUCAGAUGCUGUUACGCCAUAUCCUGGAGGCUCCUUACCCAGAUUCUCCCACGCAAGCCGAUUUCUCACCAAAAUCGAACCACGUCACGGAAUCCAUAGACCAAGAGAACUUUGACAAGCUUCAAACAGCUUACAAUGCUUGCUUGGACGAAGACACGAUCAAGAGUCGUGGUGUUGCCCCAUUGAUCGAUAUGCUUAAUGAGACAAGUCACAGGCUGCUAUCUAGAUCUGCUGAAACAGAGAAGCCAUUGACAGAAGCCAUUACUUAUCUUGCCAAUCUGGGUAUAGCAGCGUUUGUGGCAGCCGGUACAGGCGCGGACGACCGGGACCCCGAUACCGUGGUUAUCUCAGUUGCUGCUCCUUAUUCGAUUGGACUUCCUGCCAAAGAGUUGUACACGGACGAGAAAAUCACGCAGAAGUAUGAAGAGGCUGUGUCACAAGUCAUGUCUGCUCUCUACCCUGAGAAAGCCACCAAGAUCGAUUCUCAUAGUCUUGUCGAGUUCGAGAAGAAGCUUGCUGCAGCAUCGCCAGAUGCCGAAGACCGAGACGAUGUCACAAAAUACUACAACCCAAUGUCACCUGGAGAGGCGGAUAGACUAGUCCCCCAAAUCAACCUCUCCAGCAUCCUAAAGAGCCUUGUCCCUGAGAACUAUGGUUUCGACCGAAUCAUCGUCAUGGCUCCGCAGUAUCUAAAAGAUCUCAGAAAGCUCUUGGACGACACCCCGAAGGAAAUCUUGCACACCUACAUCUCCUGGAAAGUGGUUCAGACAUUCAAUGGUUACAUCGAGGCGGAUGCUCUUGUUCCUUAUAAGCGUUUUCAAAACGAGUUACAAGGCAAGGACCCCGAUUCGUCGCCUGAACGUUGGAGGAAAUGCGUCAAUCACGUCGAUGGUGGUGUUGGUUGGCUUCUCAGUCGUUUUUUCGUUGAGAAGGCGUUUUCUGCAAAAGCCAAAGCCUUUGGAGACCAGAUUGUGUCAGACAUUAAGGACCAAUUCAUUGAGAAACUCAAAGUCACGGACUGGAUGGAGAAGGAGGUCGUCGAUCUUGCCAUAAAUAAGGUACACAAUAUCGUCCAGAAAAUUGGAUAUCCUGACAAGAGCCCAAAUAUCUUGGAUCCCGACACCCUGCAUGACUACUACAAGCCCGUCAAAGUCAAUGGCUCGACGUUUUUCGAGAACGCUGUUUCCAUGAGACGAUUGGAAGUACUCAAGGAAUGGUCGGCACUUGGUAAACCGGUCGACAGAGACCAAUGGGACAUGACAGUUCCAACGGUGAAUGCAUACUACAACCCACCGGGUAACGAAAUCGUGUUUCCGGCCGGCAUAAUGCAAUUCCCCGUCUUCGACGUCGAUGUGCCUCAGUACCUCAGCUACGGCGCGUUCGGAUCGGUCAGCGGGCACGAACUCUCGCACGCCUUCGACUCGACCGGGCGCCACUAUGACGACAACGGCAACUACACGGACUGGUGGACCGACAAGACGGUGGCCAACUUCAAGGAGCGCGCCGAGUGCUUCGUGGACCAAUACCACAACUUCACCAUCGAAGGCCGCGACGGCAAACCCUUGCACGUCAAUGGGAAGCUCACCCUGGGCGAAAACAUUGCCGACGCAGGUGGCGUCGCGGCCGCCUUUGCCGCGUGGAAGAAACGAUCCGCGGCCGAAGCCUCCGCUACCGCACGCUCGCCCCGAAGCCGAGGCCAAGAUCCGAAUUUGAACUUGCCUGGUCUCGACUUCUUCACGCAGGACCAAUUGUUCUUCGUGUCGUAUGCGAAUUGGUGGUGCGGCAAGACGCGCAAGGAGACGGCCAUCCAGAGAAUCUACACCGACCCUCAUUCUCCGAAGUGGGCGAGGAUCAUUGGGACCAUGGCCAAUUCGAGGGAUUUCAAGGAGAGUUUCAAGUGUGAGAACAAGGAGCCCGUGUGUGAAUUGUGGUGA
Molecule: messenger RNA, 2364 nt
Organism: Exophiala spinifera
Lineage: Eukaryota; Fungi; Ascomycota; Eurotiomycetes; Chaetothyriales; Herpotrichiellaceae
Exons: 8
Coding region: 1-2364 (787 amino acids)
Biological process (GO): protein processing
Cellular component (GO): plasma membrane
Molecular function (GO): metalloendopeptidase activity
Source: RefSeq, a predicted model, not a curated record